AUGUCCGCACCACCAAGCCUGUUGAAAACGGCGUACUAUGCUUGCAGCAAUAUCGAGCGCAACAAGUUCGACUUACUGGAAGUCCCGGACGUCGAUAUGCAAAAUUGUUGCCGGGCGCUGUUCGAAAUAAUAAAAAUCAACAAAAAACUAAACGGCGACAACAAUACCAAUAGGCAGACCCUGUACAGCAGCUUGAACCUCAGGUAUGAAGAGAAGUAUAAAACGAAUUUAAAUGACAAGUUUAAAAACAUAUGCUCGGAGGCAGUGACGCACAAUCACAUGGAUUGCCUAAAACUGGCUCACGAGAUUGGCAUUGGAUGGGGUGAUGGUCAGGCGUGCACCAUUGCAGCGGAAACGGGUAAUCUGGAGUUUUUGAGGUAUGCCAAGGAAAACGGAUGUCCAUGGGACGCAAGGACUUGCACCUUAGCCGCGAAAUCGGGCCAUCUGGAGUGUUUAAAGUACGCCAGGGAAAAUGGGUGCGACUGGGACGUAUGGACUUGCGCGUUCGCCUCAGAUUCGGGCCAACUGGAGUGUCUUAUGUACGCGCGGGAAAAUGGUUGUCCUUGGGAUGGUAUGUCGUACAUACUUGCCAAAAGUAAUGGACACAGCGCUUGCAUGAAGUACGUACUGAAAGACGGGUUGCCCGGGAUCUGGCGGGGGUAA
Macrosiphum euphorbiae (potato aphid) is the source of this 663-nucleotide messenger RNA. The record is from the annotation of a GenBank genome assembly. Lineage: Eukaryota; Metazoa; Arthropoda; Insecta; Hemiptera; Aphididae.